This is a messenger RNA of Lampris incognitus (smalleye Pacific opah), 1494 nucleotides long. It is a transcript of the gene hoxb2a, whose product is annotated as homeobox B2a. The transcript has a single exon. Gene Ontology annotation, molecular function: DNA binding; DNA-binding transcription factor activity, RNA polymerase II-specific. Gene Ontology annotation, biological process: regulation of DNA-templated transcription. NCBI's taxonomy places the organism in Eukaryota, Metazoa, Chordata, Actinopteri, Lampriformes, Lampridae. The annotation marks the transcript as partial. The record is from RefSeq and is a predicted model, not a curated record.
UUAUCCCUUUCUCUCCUCCCCUCUAUCUCUCCGUCUCUCGUCUUUCUUCCAGACCCAAACCAGGCGGGUCUGGACGGAGGAGGCGUCGGGUCCCGCAGGCUUCGAACCGCCUACACCAACACGCAGCUCCUGGAGCUGGAGAAGGAGUUCCACUUCAACAAGUACCUGUGUCGGCCCCGGCGGGUGGAGAUCGCCGCCCUGCUGGACCUGACGGAGCGCCAGGUCAAAGUCUGGUUCCAGAACCGCCGCAUGAAACACAAACGGCAGACCACGCACCACCGGGAGGGCGGGGCCGGCACCGAGUCCGGCGACCCCGGCCCGUUCGAGCCGCUGGAAGGCGCCGACGCAUCCUCUCCGUACUCCAGUCAGCCGCUGGAGGCCUCGGGGACUGGCGGAGCCUCCUCGGAAGGAGAACCGGGGAGCUGUCACUCAUCCUCCGCCUACGCUCAUGACAACGCGGACAAUGCACAGCCCACGCCGGAGGACGGAGGUGGUGUGAGCCGACCCGAGCCUCCCGCUCUGCCCCCGGCCUCCUGCUCCUCCUCCUCCGACUCCGCCGCGACCCACCGCCCUUCUCCGGCCUUUACGCCGACGCGCGCAGCGGAGCUCCCCGUCAGGACGACGCAGCUCGACGAGGCCUCGCGCGGCGCUCCGCUCGCGGCGGCGGGAGCCGGAGCCGCUCCCGUGCCCGAUCACUCCUUCUCGGAGCAGCAGGACUCCUCCGUCAGCGCUUCCUCCUCCUCCUCUCUGCCCGACUUGAAUUUCUUCGGCGGGGAGUCCUGCCUGCAGAUCUCCGACGGUCUGUCUCCGAGCCUGCGGAGCUCCCUGGACAGCCCGGUGGACUUCUCCGAGGAGGACUUCGACCUCUUCACCAGCACGCUCUGCACAAUAGACCUGCAGCACCUCAACUUCUGAAGCCGGCGCGGGGAGCACCAAGCACGGCUCGUGCAGACCAGACGACACGUGGGGAAACGUAACGGAGGAAUGCGUCACGGAAACAUUCCUGAAACAUUUCGCCAAUGAAAAUUAUUAUUUUUAUUUUUUUUUGGUGAUCUUUUUUUCCCCUUUUUUUUUUAAAUUUUAUUUUUCUUGAUGGAUAACGUUGUUUAGGACAGCCCGAGAAAAAAAGGCCCGUUUUUUUCUUUUUAAAUCCUCGUUGGGAAAUAAACAGAAAUGAAAAAUAAGUUUACCCGUUUGAAAUACUCUGGACUUCUCUCUCCCCUGCCCACAUUUCAGGUAUUUACCUCCUUUUCUCUCCUUUUAUUAGAAAUACCCACUAGAGUUCCCAGCGUCCAGUUCUUCGGUUGUCUUAAUAACUUCUCAGGAACUGUUGUGCAGGAAAAGAAAGAGGGGAUGAAGGAGGGCAGACGGAAGGCUUAGACCCUACUUUAUUUAUUCAGAUUCUUUAAUAGCGAAAAUAAAAGUCAAAUUAUUUAUUGUACAUUAUUUUCAUAGCGGAAAUGAUAAUAAAAAAAAUCACACAAACGUUUAUAA